AACACGAUGCAUCGUUUUGUCUACUCUUUCUCCUAUUUCGACGCCUGACACCUCUCUCACCCUUCCGCCCAGGCCGCGGGAUGCGCCGCCUCCAACCAUCCCCCGUCAUUUCUUUUUUUUUUUUUUUUUUUUCCCACGAAUCGAAGUCGGCAACACGCCGAUUCGAUUUAAAACGAAUGUUUCGCAUUAACGGGGGUUCCCCUCGUCGACUUCUUUCCCCUAUUCGCCACCGCGACCUUUGGAAAUUUCGAAAUUUUGACCCACAGUCUCUAAGCGAAAUUUCGAGCGGACAAACAGGUGAAAUCGUCGCGGCGAUAAAUAUCAGUUAAAACUGACGGGAGAUAAUUAGGAGUCGGUAGUGUGCGAUUAAACAGCGGCGCUAGUACGCAUCUAGUUACUCAAUCGAUUUAAUUACGUUGAUACGUUUGACAAGCGUAUCCGCCGAAAAACAACGGAAUUUCGCCGAAUUCUAUAGCGUUCGGCGCGUUUGCAGGAAAUUGAGCCAACACGCAGCCAGUGUUUCGAAUUUCUAACGUUUGAAUCAGUUGGCAGCUGCUUGAAAAGUAAAAAAAGAAAGAAAAAGGGAAGAAAAGUAAGAGGUGACGUUGAUUUUUCAAUCUUCGAAUCUUUCGUUAAUCGAGUCCGCGACGAGAAUUUCGACGAUAAACUAAUUUUUACUUUCGAUUCUACUCGAAAAUGUUUAACGAGUGUACAUGUCAAAGACCCGAGUCGAGUAUUCUUAUUGUAACUGUUAGAUUCCACGUCCGUUCUUCGAUGAAAAUUCUGUUUGAGAGAAUAACUUUCUCUCUUUCUCUCAACGCAAAGAUGAUCGGUAAUUGCUGCUCACCGGGAACAGAGGUUCGGCAAAAUUUCGCCAGUUCUCUGUUCUUCGAGCAGUCUCUCACCGAGAUAGAAAGUCUCACUUUGGUUCAUCGUUCCGGUCAGUUGCAUCUUGCGAUGCCAGAUAAAUCAGAGCUAAUUAGAAAUUCUCAGUUAAAUCGUAAUUGAAAUAUCCAGUUGCUCAGUCAACUUGAUUAUUCCAUCAUGAAUCGCGAAUCACUGUGAAACGAAUUUACGUGAAUGUUAUAACGGGGGAUGUAUAACUCAAUAAAUAAAUAUUCCGCGGGCGAUUCUAUUGGCAUCUCGCGCGCGAAAGAGAGAGAGGGAGAGGGAGAGGGAGAGAAUGUGCUCGCAAUAAGAGGCGGAAGACCUUUAGGAAUGCAUCUGUUGAACUCGAUCGAUUCGUGUUAAAUCAGUGAAACGCAACAGUCGCUAGAAGCGUUAUUUAUUUCGUUCGAUGCCGGCAGAUUGGCGAAGCGGUCGGAAUUUCUGGAAACGUCCAGACAACCGGCGGGCAGGGAUUACGUUUGCGAAUCCACUUGGAAUUCAAUUAGAAUUUCCACGGUAAGUGACAACAACGAGCCAACACGACGAGUUGGUAACGCCAUGCAACACGUUUCAAGCAACUCGGUGAGAAAAAGCGGUAAUUAUUAUUUUUUUUUUUUUUUUUUGUCUUCAGUCGUCGAGUUGCGAUCGCCAGUUGCGAUCACGCGGCCGAUUCGUCGACACGCGUCAAGGUUUUUAAACGUUCGACAACGCGAUAGAAAUCGUUUGUUGACUGUUUAAUCUUCAGCGUGGCGCGUUCGAGGAUCCCGAGUUUUUUGUUGAAAAGAUUUCGCUAAUUCUUUAAUCCUCGAGUUGCGUUUGCUGCGACGUGUUGGUGUUCGUGAGCGACUCGUCGAUACGUGGCCAGAGAUUCCAAGUCUGCGGACCGUUCUCGCCGAGAGAGGGAAUAAAAAUUCGAAUUAAUUCCUUAGCGUUCGAAUCUCGUUGCUCGUUACGUAUCGGAUUCGCGAGAAUCUCGUGCUUUCGAAAGCGAUGAAAACGAUUAAUACUGUUUGUACGCGAGAAAGAAAAUGAAAUUUCGUUAACCUUUUAGCAUUCCGAUCGAUGAUCCAGCCGGUCCUUGACGAGAGAUAGAAAAUCACGUUACUUUUAUCAUUCGGCUUGUUUCUCCUCUCUGGUCGAAAAUUUCAUACACCGUCCGCGUGUAUUUCCGGAUAAUCGACGAAUUAAUAAGCUUCGCCUGUGAAUUGUUGUGAAAAUUCCGGCACUCGUGCCGCUGGCACUCCGAUCUUCGUUUAUCGAGAGAGUGUCGAUCAAUUUUCCCAACGUGAAUAAAUCAUCCUGCAAAUGUCGAAUUACCCAGCAGACAGAAAUGGAUGAUCCCACCGAUUUACGAACCAAGCUGCAGGCCAGUUUCAUCGAUCGCCGUAAAGAGACGAACUUUUAAUCGCGAAGAGCAACACGAGAACAGCACCAGUCAGAAGGAGGAGAUCUUCGUUGGACAAGCUCGCAGCGACACCGAGGCUCCAGCUUCCGAGGGAACCGAAGGGGUUGAAACAACGGCUGCACGGCCAUCGGCCAGCGGAGAUCGCGACAUCAAGAUGUGAAACGGCGACGCCGUUCCAGUGUUCGCGGAACAGAGGAGAACCGGAAAGCCGAAAGGAUCGAGGGGGAAAACCGUGAGACAUGCUGAGGGCACGAGCCACCGUUUCUCCGUCUCCGUUCCUGUCUUGGCCCGCAUGGACCACGCCGUCCAGCGUGCUCAAGGUCACGUCGGCGGCGGCCUCGAGCACGCAGUACGCGAGCAUCGGGAGCGUGAUCGACCAGAUGAUGACGGAGAAGAGCGAGGAGCCGGCGAACGCCGAGGAGGAGUACACGCCGUACGAGGAGCGGCCGGAAACCUACAUCGUGCCGAUCGUGUUCCUGUUGAUCCUCGUGAUCGGUUUGACGGGGAACGGUGUGCUCGCGCUCACCAUACUGCGGCACAGUAACAUGAGAAACGUUCCCAACAUUUACGUCUUCUCGCUGGCGCUCGGCGAUCUCUUGGUGAUCAUUACGUGCGUGCCGUUCACGUUCACGGUGUACAUUCUGGACUCUUGGCCGUUCGGGCCUCUGCUUUGCAAGUUUUCCGAGUGCGUCAAGGACAUCUCCGUCGGUGUCUCCGUCUUCACGUUGACGGCGCUGUCCGCGGACAGAUUCUUCGCCAUCGUCGAUCCAAUGAGAAAGCUUCACGCCACCGGUACGGGGAGGCGAGCGACUCGUUUCACGGUGAUCGUCGCCGCCAUGAUUUGGCUGUUGGCUAUUAUGUGUGCCAUACCGGGCUCCUUCUCCUACAUCAAGGUUUUCAAAGUGAACAGCAACGUGAGCUUCAGCGCUUGCUACCCGUAUCCAGUGGAAUUCGGGCCGAAUUAUCCAAGGACGAUCUUGGUCUGUCGGUUCUUCAUAUUCUACGCGGUGCCGCUUAGUAUCAUCGCUUUCUUCUACAUUCUCAUGGCCAGACAUCUGAUGCACAGCACUAGGAACAUCCCCGGCGAGAUGCAGUACCAGGUGAAACAGGUGAAAGCGCGGAAAAAGGUGGCGAAAAUGGUGAUGGCGUUCGUGAUCGUUUUCGCGGUGUGCUUUUUCCCCCAGCACGUGUUCAUGCUGUGGUUUUACAUCUACCCCACCGCAGAGAACGAUUACAACGCUUUCUGGCAUUACUUCCGGAUUCUCAGCUUCUGUCUGGCUUUCACCAACAGCUGCAUCAAUCCCAUUGCCCUGUACUGCGUGAGCAACACUUUCAGAAGAUACUUCGACAGGUAUCUACUUUGUUGCAUACCGAGGCGAAUCCGCAGGCGACACCGUCGCUCGUCGGACCUGAGCUCACGCCGGGGCCAAAGUUUCUCGCUGAUGAGCUCCAAGAGAUACGACUCUCGACGACAACGAAGCACCAUGCACAUGUCCAUCCUCGGGAACGACGCCAAGGCCGGUGUCCCGAUCAAGGAACAGGAAACGACCAUUAGCCUGGCCGCGUGUCCAAAUGGGAUCGAAGACGGGCUGAGAAGUCACCGAAACUCCACGAUAGAGCAGUCGAUCAGUCACGAAUGCACGUCAACAACGUCCAAGGACUGAAUGUAACUCGUUGUCAGUGGAUUUUUUUCCUGAAGGCAGCGAGUGUGUGUGUGUGUGUGUAUGUGUGUGUAUGUGUGUGUAUGUGUGUUUUCUUUGCUUGAAGAAAGAUUAUUUAGCGGCAGUGGACCAGUGACUCUUGAUCGAAGGUCGCAGGUGAAAAAUAUAUGGAAAAUCUUGUCUCUCAUCUAUUGCAGGAAAAGUAAUCUUUGAAUUCUGAACAUCGAGAUUCAUUUUCACUUAGGAUUAAUCGAAGGUCCGAUUUUUUUUCCGUUUCAUCAGUUUGUUCAUCGAGUGUUUCCUCAUCGACUG
Frieseomelitta varia is the source of this 4266-nucleotide messenger RNA. Its product is annotated as neuropeptide CCHamide-1 receptor-like. Lineage: Eukaryota; Metazoa; Arthropoda; Insecta; Hymenoptera; Apidae. Gene Ontology annotation, biological process: G protein-coupled receptor signaling pathway. The record is from RefSeq and is a predicted model, not a curated record. Bases 2533 to 3957 code for a protein of 474 amino acids. Gene Ontology annotation, cellular component: membrane. The transcript has 7 exons. Gene Ontology annotation, molecular function: G protein-coupled peptide receptor activity.